AAAAAAAAAAAAAAAAAAAAAAACUUAUAAAUAAAUCGCAUGUUUUAUUUCAUUUUCUACCUUUUUUCUUAUUAUAUAAACAUCCAUACAAUGACACGCUCUAUUACACCAACAUUAGAAGAAACCACUCUCCAUGAAGAUUUCACAAAUUACAAUAAGAAAUCAAAGCGCCAUGGCCAUGGCAAAGAUGUUCUUGACUCUAACAACGUUCGACAAGUGGCUGGUUGUUUACCUUUGGACAUAAAAAAUCGUCGGGUGUUACUCAUUUCAAGCAGAAAAAUAGAAGGUGCUUGGGUCUUGCCUAAAGGUGGUUGGGAAGAAGAUGAGACACAAAAGCAUGCUGCUCAGCGCGAAACUUGGGAAGAAGCUGGUAUCAAAGGCACGAUCACAAAACAUCUUGGUAUAUUCGAAGAGCGUACACACAAAAAAAAGCAUUUGAAAGCUCAUCACUGGAUAUUCGAGAUGGAGAUUGAGGAAAUUGCAAAGAAAUUUCCCGAAAAGAAGAAGCGAGACAGAAGAUGGUUUACUUUUGAAGAAUCUAUCAUUGCAACACAAGACCAUCGAUACAUUCAAGAAGCGAUUCUCAAAUCAAGUCUGAACCCUGCUAAUUUUCCUCUCUCUGAUCCUCCUUCCCCAAGAAACUCUAUUGAAAAAAGCACAAAACCUACCACUGAAAUGACAGGAAAUGCUCCUGUUCGACGUAAAUCGCUUUUGAAUUCAAUCAAAUCUGUAUUUCAUUAAACCUAUUUAUUUUUAGUCUCUUUUUUCUU
Messenger RNA from Gilbertella persicaria, 770 nucleotides. Its product is annotated as NUDIX hydrolase domain-like protein. The record is from RefSeq and is a predicted model, not a curated record. The coding region runs from base 40 to 741 and encodes 233 amino acids. Gene Ontology annotation, biological process: diadenosine hexaphosphate catabolic process; diphosphoinositol polyphosphate metabolic process; diadenosine pentaphosphate catabolic process. Gene Ontology annotation, cellular component: cytoplasm; nucleus. Lineage: Eukaryota; Fungi; Mucoromycota; Mucoromycetes; Mucorales; Choanephoraceae. The transcript is spliced from 2 exons. Gene Ontology annotation, molecular function: endopolyphosphatase activity; diphosphoinositol-polyphosphate diphosphatase activity; bis(5'-adenosyl)-pentaphosphatase activity.